Messenger RNA from Eublepharis macularius, 1975 nucleotides. It is a transcript of the gene KCTD18, whose product is annotated as potassium channel tetramerization domain containing 18. The record is from RefSeq and is a predicted model, not a curated record. Bases 224 to 1510 code for a protein of 428 amino acids. Lineage: Eukaryota; Metazoa; Chordata; Lepidosauria; Squamata; Eublepharidae. The transcript has 7 exons. Gene Ontology annotation, biological process: protein homooligomerization.
UCCCGAUAGUGAAGCGUCCAAAAUGAGAGGCGCGAUGGGCAAAUGAGGCUCCUGUCGCUUCCUCCCUCGACGGCCCUUCCCCUUCUCCCCCCCCCCCAUAUUGAGAAAACGGCGGCGAGCGCCUGUCGCGAGAGAAACGGAGGGAGAGCGGGCGGGUCUGCCUGCCGUAGUCGGGCGGCGCCGGCCUGGAGCCGAAAAGGUUUAAAAUUACAUCAUCCAGUCAAUGAUACUAGUGGCAAAUACAAUGGAAGACGGCAAAAGUAAAGAGGUGGAGGAUAUUCUUCGACUUAAUGUUGGCGGUUGCAUGUAUACUGCUAGACGUGAAUCUUUAUGCCGCUUUAAGGAAUCAAUGCUAGCAUCCAUGUUCAGCGGGCGGUUUCCUCUAAAAAUGGAUGACUCAGGAGCGUGCCUUAUCGAUCGAGACGGCAACCUCUUUAAAUAUCUCUUAGAUUAUCUUCAUGGCGAUGUUCGGCUUCCAGAAGACGAGCAGACACGAAUUGCAUUGCAGGAAGAAGCGGAUUACUUUGGCAUUCCUUACCCUUACAAUCUUGCUGACCACUUGGCCAACGAAAUGGAGACAUUUUCUCUAAGGUCAAACACAGAUCUUAAAAAGGCGUUAAUGGAUUUUUGUGACUCUUAUGGCUUAAUAUCUGUCAAGCCUACCGUUUGGGUCCUACACUAUCUCAGCACAUCCGGAGCAAGCUGUGAGAGUAUAAUAAUCGGUGUUUACACAACAAAAACUGAUGGAAUGGCGGCAGUUGAAAAACAACUGGCUGGGAGGAUUCACAGUAAAAAUAUUUAUAAGAGAGAGGCUGGAAAUAAUGUCCAAUAUAUCUGGAGCUAUUAUUCAGUGGCUGAGUUGAAAAAAAUGAUGGAUGCAUUUGAGGCAUGGGAAGGAAAAGGUGUCAGUUACUGGCGAGUUCCACAGGAAUUUAUAGAAUGCUGGACUCUUGAGGAACGCCCUUUGAAAGGAAGCCUGGAAAACAUGUCUCCAGUUCCUAAACGGCGGUUACUAGACUACACUGAAGAGGAAGAAAGGUACUCGAGCAGUAGAACAGGUCGAAAGCCAAUUCAGUUUUCAGGUCCUUCAACAAGUACCUGUAUCAAAGUUAAGAACUCUGCUUCAUUAAAGAUAGCGGCUUGUCAUGCAUCUUCUCGAUCUAAGGUGACUCUUAAACGACCUUCCAGAGACAGUUUGUUACCGUGCAAAGUACUACCAAAAACACUACCUGCAAAAUCUGUGUCAGUAACUAAAACCUCUCAGGUAUCAAUUAGGAGUUCUGAGAAUGGGGAACUUUGUGAAAAUACUUUGAAGGCCCCAUUAGCCAAGAAACUUGCAACCAGUCGUGUGGUAAAAAUCAAGCGGACUCCACUUUGCAAUGAACUAUCAUCUCGACACUCUUCAUCAGUACUGAGCAAAAUAUCUGAGCAGCAAGUUCCAGCCGUUGCGGUUGCUUCCACUUCUGCAUCCCCAGGUCAGGAAGAAUUUGAGUUCUCAUUGGAGUGUUAAUAUUAAAAAUCAUUUACAGAAUGACCAGAUAAAUGAUCCUACAUAAUGUUUGCAGUCAUGAUCUUACUAAAGGUAGAUCUUCUGGAAACAGUCAACUGUGUCAGACAGCAGCAAGUAAUAGACAGUCUGGAGAAAAAUGGGAGGGCAAGCAUUUUAACAUUUUUAAUCACGUGUCUGGAAAAAAAUCUCUUUAUUGUGCAAAAAGGGCAUGGACAUUUUUUUAAAUUGUCAUGCUUUGUAUUGGGGGGUCCCAUUUCUUUAUGUAGAUCAAAAUUGUUAUGCUGAAAUCGUUUUAAAAUGGAAUAUAUGCUGGUCUGUGUGAAAUCUAGGCAAAACUGAAAACAAACAAAAUAUCCACCACAUUCCCCGGUUUUGUAACCCCUCAUAAAUGUAUAAUAGUUUAUUUUGCAACUGUUACUGUUGAUAUGAUUUGUACUGUUUUUAAUAGACAUGGGCACAAAACAG